AUGAUUCUCUCUGAACCGUUCAUACCUGGUAUAUUGUUGAAUAAUACAGCCAAAUCAUGGGUACAAUUUUCAUAUGAGCACCUUCCAACACUCUUCUAUAGGUGUGGACUCAUUGGACAUAUCUCUGAUGAAUGCCCAGUGUUCAUUAGUACUCAACAUGCACUACAGGAUACCAACCAUCCUCUAUUUCCUUACCACCGACUCAACAGUAAGAUGAGAGCUUCUAGACCAAAACCUCAAUUCUCAUACCUGUCAUCCACCUCUUAUUACCGUCCCACUACAAUUUCAUCAUCAACACCACCACCCAAGCUAAACCCAACCCUCACCCCUGUAAACCCUUUGCCAAAUCAAUCACCAAAAUUUCAACAACAAUCACCAACACCGCCACCCCCUUACUCAACACCACCAACUCCUCCGAAAAGUACUAUUGUUCGCCCGCUACCGACUAUACUGAAGCCAUGCAUGAAUCAACAAAGUACAAACUGGACCCCGCCAAAACUACAUCAAUCAUAUCCCAUUGCAGGUACUGACAGCAGGCCAUCACUAUCCAGCAGCGGAAAAUAUGCAAGUUCUUCUACUGACAAAAGAAAGAACGAUGAAAUCAUGUCCGCUCUGCAAAAAGGUAAGGGUCACCCAGAAAUCGGAUCCGGACUCGGAUCUGGGUUCAAAAUCUUCGAACUCGAGGCAUCUACUCACAAGGAAGUGAGCUCGGCAUGUAGAAAAGCCUCAUCAUCAACCCACAUCCCAAACCCGUUGCUAGGCGGUCCAAUCCACUUUGGCAUACCUAUACCAAACCCAGAAACCACAACCCAUCAAAGUCUUCAACUAUGGAUAAGGGGAAAGACUCUGGAUAAUGCUCUAGAUGUGCCGCACACAAUUGUCAGUAUGGUGAUCACAGAAGUUGAUGGGAUCCCACAUGUGAAAGUAACUCACAAUCUAGUUCAACCACCGGAACCAAAUCCAGAACCAUCUCCAGAGAAAUUUCUUGACCCAAAGUUGCAAACAUAUAAAAGGAGAGAACAGCACCAAAGAAAAGGAACCCCAAAACAUCUCGACCUUCCACCAACUCCAGAUUUUGCAGCUCAGCCACCACAACCAAAAGCAAGAAAAAUUCUUUCACUUUCCACGCUACAACCUGAGUCAACCAUAUCCUUCCAACAUCAAUAUGAAGUGCCCACAACAAGGAGUAGGAAAGCCAGAGAAUCACAGAAUGCAUCACAGUACAACCAACAGGAAGACAAAGGAAAAUCAACAACUGCGGAAGAAAAAGGCAACACAGCCUCCACCAAAAUAUCUCCAGCUUGGCAGCUAUCUCUUGAUGAAGAAGAGACUGGUGCAAGAGCUUCAAGUUACAGCAAGAGAGCAACUGGCAAGAGCCAGGGCUCGCAAAAGCAAUGA
Molecule: messenger RNA, 1398 nt
Organism: Papaver somniferum (opium poppy)
Lineage: Eukaryota; Viridiplantae; Streptophyta; Magnoliopsida; Ranunculales; Papaveraceae
Exons: 2
Coding region: 1-1398 (465 amino acids)
Source: RefSeq, a predicted model, not a curated record